Apiotrichum porosum is the source of this 3177-nucleotide messenger RNA. RefSeq lists its product as uncharacterized. The record is from RefSeq and is a predicted model, not a curated record. The coding region runs from base 1 to 3177 and encodes 1058 amino acids. The transcript has 3 exons. Lineage: Eukaryota; Fungi; Basidiomycota; Tremellomycetes; Trichosporonales; Trichosporonaceae.
AUGAACAACUUUGACCUCUCCACAUCGCCCCCGCCAUCUUAUUCCGCCGGCGGGGAGGGCGACGACUCCCCACUAGGCGCAUAUCUUGCUGCCGCAGACGCCGAGCGCUCAUUCGACUCGGACCUUCUUGGGUCGCCAUUUCGGCCCAAUGAUGACAACACUAUUGCCCGCCGAAAGCGUCCCAGUCCCGGGCGCAGCGUCUCCCCGACUCCAGGACACGCCCCUGCACGGAUAGCAACUGCUCUUAUACCUGCCACCCCGCCAGCGGCCACCAGAGCAAGCAACGGCGACACACCACGUACACCUCUAGACACAGAGACACAUGACGCUGGUCCCAGCCGAGUGGCUGGCAGUGGUGGCGGUCGGGGCUCCCUGUUGGCGCCGAUGCCGCGGAAGGGUACUGACAACGCAUUCGUCGGACGGUUCCAGUACCUCGUCGCAUCCAGUGGACUUUUGGAAAAGUCCCAGCUCGACUUGAGCAAGUCGUCACCUCGGAGAGAUGGCGUCGGGCACCACAUUGAGCGCCCCGAGCCCACCGUCGCCGGCCCGCUUCAGUCAAUGACCACCCCUGACAAUGUACCUCACGCACUGUCGGAGGCACGCUCCGAGAACAUGACCCUGCGAUGGGACAUUGUCGGUGCUGUCGCCGUCCUCGUCCUCUCGCUCGCAUACGUCCUUGGUCCUGUUGUCGCUAUUGUUAUCGGGACAGCAGGUGCUGGUGGCGCCUGGUACUUGAGGCCAACUGUUCUGACACGGACACCGCCUGCCACACCGCCACGCGUGUCAACACCCCAGCCACCAUCCAUCGACGCCGGCCACGUCCCCAUUGACGAGGCACCGACGACCCCCACAUCGGCCCCCGCCGACAGCGUCAUGACCUCUCUGGACGAGUUCCUUACAGAGUCUCGCAGUCUGGACCACUCCAUCGCGACAUCGCUCCAAGUGUUGGCACCGAAACCCGAUGACACCGAGCAAGCACACGAGCUUCGCAUCGCUCUCCAUCGCGUGAUGGAGGACAUGACCGACAGCUUGGCGGCAGCGACCUCGACGCUCGUGCCAAUGGCCGACCGUGCGGCACUCACUGUUCUGGAGGACAUGUACGACAUUCCCGUCACCAAACCGCAGCGCCGAAUUCGGCAUUGCAGCACCGAUGACGAGAACGAGAGCCCCCUUGCCAGAACGCACCACGUUCGUCCUCGUGCUUCGUCGUCAUCGGCUACAGGCUGGGUGCCCGACCUACUGACGGGCGGGCUCCUCACGCCCAGGGAACGCGCACUAGCCAAGUCCCCGAUCCGUCACAAUGAGGCAUCUCCGUUCGACCCGAAUGACAAGUUCACUCCGCUGCCUGUCCGCUCCAUCCGGCAUAGGCGAGCAAGCUGGAGCCAGGACUGGGACGGACCAGUGUCUCCGCUGCAGCAACAACAGGAGCGACAGGAACGCGACAUUGAGGAUGAUGUGGCCAACGAGAGCGUCCUCUCAGCCAGCUCGGCGGAUAGUAGUGUUCCGGCGUCCAUUCCAGAGACUCUCGCUCCGUCAAUGUCUCCUCCACACGGACCUCGCCAACGACUGGGAGCUUUUGCCCCCAAGCGAGCCUCUCCACUUGCACAGGCGCUGCAGCAACUCGAAGGUACCCCACCCAGCUCUUAUGUUCCACCAUCCUCUUUUCACGCUCCCUUCGCCGUCAUGCAGAACAGGUCAACCUCGGCAUACCGGCGUUCAUUGCAAGACAUUCCCUACAUCCACUCCUCACCCACCUCGUCGGCAGACACUGCUGCCAACCUCGCUCUUGCCCGCGCAUCCGCCAACAUGUCGAGUGCCAACCGCAGAUCACUCCAGACUUCCAACACUCCACAGGACAAGGAGAACAUGCAGGAGGCCAUCGCCGCCGCUGGCAAAGGUCUGCAGCGCGCACGUUCGUUGCCUCAGUCGCAGCGUGGUUUGAAGCCCAUGCAGCAGCAAAUGAGUCCCGAUAGCAUGCGGUCGUCCACCAUCAUGGGCCAGAGCCCGUCACCUAUUUUCGGCCGCCCAACGGGGAGUACCCCUGCGUCAAAGCGCGGAUCCUUGAUCUUUGCCGCCGACUCGUACCGACAGGAUGCGGCCUCUCUGGGCCAUGGUUUCCUCCCCCGCCACAUACCGCGACCCUCGCGUGUCGUGUCCGUGUCCCCGCUCACCCUGUCAGGCCUCAAGGCGGCCUACCUCGGUGUUCACUUGAAACGUCGUCGUGUUGCAUGCUGCCUCCUGGGCCUGCGGUUUGACGAGGCUCGCGAUGGGCAGUACUGGGACGACGUGUGCGCCACUCUUCAGUCAUUGGUGGAGGCGAUCACCGCCAGCAAGCAACGUCUCGAGGUGUUACGUGCGGAUGCCGAGCGCGAGGCAGCCGCUGUCUUGGCCCUUGCCACCAUCACCAAGGAGCCGCCUGUCACUCCGCCCCGCCUGGGUGGUGUCCCGCUUACGCUCAUGGCGCGAACCGGUUCCAACAACUUUGCGCCUCGCGACAGCACGGAGCAAGCCAUCCUGUCGAGUGUGGACGAGUUGCAGCGAACCCUCGCCCGUGUCUGGGCGCGGUGCGAGGAUCUCCGCUCCCGCGUCGAGACGGGCGAAACGAACGAGCUCGUCGCAGCUUGGAGCGACGUGCGGUCCGAUGUCGGCGGCAUGCUUCGGCACGUUGAGCGCGGACGCGAGGCUGCCCGUCGAGACUGGCAGUCAUCUGAGGCGGAGGAAGAAGAGGUGCUGUCCGACUUUGUGGAUGAACGACCCGCCUCUCCCGUCCCCGACUUCCUGCGCGCUUGGGGACUCGCGCCUGGCCCUGGCGCACCCGAGAUUGUGCGACCGGGAGACGAGUCGGGCGAGUCUGAGAUGCUCCUCCCCGUCGACGACAACCUGCCUCCUCCCGGCAUGGACGAAGUGUACGAGGCAACCCUCCCGCCCGCCGUGGCCUUUGCUCGUCCCAAGGCUGCACUGUCGCGCGAGGAGCGUAUCGCCCUCACUCGCGAGGCCCGCGCGCGCGGCCUGAGUCUCGCUCAGCUCACCGCUGCGAGCAGCGCCAGCCCGGCGGAGAGGGAACGCGAGACACAGAGGCAGCUCGAAGCUGAGCGCCUGAGGGCCGGAGGAGAGAUGGUCGCCGAGCUGCAGGGUAUGUUUGGCGAGAUUAGGCGGAGGAAGGGGAUGGACGACUAG